AUGUUUGGCACGAAGACCCUGAGCUCCCUCAAGGACUUCUUCCCACAGAUCCAUCAGCCUCUACCCUUAACCCGACGCGAGUCCCAGCUCCUGCUCAAGACCCUGACGACAUCCUUCCGGAAUAAUCUCGACAGGGAGCAUGGCUACUGGAACGACAACGCAUCCGUCACCUCCCUGAAGGCUGCCAAAAAUGCAUCGGCACCAGCCUCCGUCAAGCCAAACGCCCAUCAUGAGCAUCAUCACCGACCGAUUGACCGUCACGUCCGUGCCAUCCUCUCAAAUCCCUUGUUCAGCUAUGAUCGUGCCGCCCACAACACCCGCCCAGCUGCCCCCGAGCGAGACCCAAUGGACGUCUUUGAUGAGGCUGUGGCAAAGGGCCUCAUGAAUCCACAGCGCGCUGCAGGCGUGCUCAAGGCAAAGCGGCACUCCAUCACACAGUCCUCCACCAUAUCCGUCAACGAGACCGUGGCUGGCUCCGGCACAGCCUUGCGUGUGAUCCAGUGGCUUCGGUCCCACGGUCAUGAGCGUGAUCUAUCCUUUGUCAGCUGCACUCCUUUGAUCCCCUACCUGACGCAGUUCAUGGUCGAGGAGGGUCUGGAGGAGAUUGCCUGGGUCUGGCUGGAGAGGCUGAUGAAUGGUGAAGGCCCCGACACACCCCUCAAGUCGCCUUCACCUGCCGCAUGUAUACUCGACAGUUUGGUAAGGGCCAAAGCACUCUUUGGCAAGAGUCUAGACGGGGGCCUCACGAGGAGGUAUAACGCCAUCGUCAAACGGGUGGCUCUGAUGGGUAUAGAUACUGUCGACCAUCUAUCCCGCAUCGGCCGUGAGAAAGAGGCGGACUCGAUCGGCAACCUGCUCACAGAUAGGUUUGGCCUCACACUGGUAGCAGCCUUUAAGCCAAGUCUAGGAACUGAUAAAAGGCGUCCGGAGCACCCUUUGCCCGCAGGCUGA
Messenger RNA from Diaporthe batatas, 951 nucleotides. RefSeq lists its product as uncharacterized. The coding region runs from base 1 to 951 and encodes 316 amino acids. The record is from RefSeq and is a predicted model, not a curated record. NCBI's taxonomy places the organism in Eukaryota, Fungi, Ascomycota, Sordariomycetes, Diaporthales, Diaporthaceae. The transcript is spliced from 2 exons.